Zophobas morio is the source of this 1001-nucleotide messenger RNA. Its product is annotated as brachyurin-like. The record is from RefSeq and is a predicted model, not a curated record. Gene Ontology annotation, biological process: proteolysis. Gene Ontology annotation, molecular function: serine-type endopeptidase activity. The transcript has 7 exons. Bases 89 to 880 code for a protein of 263 amino acids. NCBI's taxonomy places the organism in Eukaryota, Metazoa, Arthropoda, Insecta, Coleoptera, Tenebrionidae.
CGUCCUGAGAACAAAAAGGUUCCAAGUACUACUUUAUCACACGUCUUAGUGAACUCUAUGCUUCACAGCUAACUACUCAGUAAUCAAAAUGUCAAAAAUAGUAGCAGUACUACUAAUUUGCACCUCACUAUGUGUGUUCGUGAACACAUUUCCUCAAAACCAAGGAACCCGAAUCAUUGGUGGAGAAGUAGCUCCAGCUGGACAAUUUCCCUGGCAGGCGGCAAUUUAUGUAACAACUGCUGAUGGGCAGUACUUCUGUGGUGGAGCACUUGUAGCUCCUGACUGGGUUCUAACAGCUGCACAGUGCGUGUAUAAUGCGAUUCAGUUCACAAUUCAGUUGGGAUCAAACAGUCUAAAAACAAGCGAUGAAAAUAGACUAAUAGUGUCUACAUCGUUAUACACAGUACAUCCUGACUACAAUCCACAGACUCUAGAACACGAUAUCGGACUUAUUAAGUUUCACAUGCCAAUCACCUACACGGAUUACGUCCAAAAAAUUAACAUGGCAAACAUGGGACAAAUAUUUGAUGGAAUUGGUGUUACGGCGUCAGGAUGGGGGCAAACCAGUGAUGACAAUGCUGAACUUACUGAUGAAUUAAAUUUCGUAAAUUUGGUAAUAAUAUCUAACACUGAGUGUCAGAUAACUUAUGGCAGUCAAGUUAAAAGCGGCAUGGUUUGUGCUGUCGGUAACUACAAUGAGGGUAUUUGUCUUGGUGACACUGGUAGUCCUAUUAUUAAACCUGGAAUUAAGGGAGAACCCCUUCAUGUGGGAAUUGCGAGUUUUAUGAGUCUAAAUGGAUGCGAAACUGCUGAACCAACGGGAUACACAAGAACGGAUGUAUACCAUCCCUGGAUUUCAAACGUAACAAAGGCUCCCUAGAUUUAUAUUACAAAUUUUUACAGAAAAUUCAUUGUUACGUGAUUUAUAUUAAAGCUAUAAUUGCAUAGACAACUGUAAUUGGCAUAUUUUCCCACGACCAUUCAUUAAAAUGUUCGGAUUG